CGAAUGCAAAGCGUAGAAAAGGCAUGUAGAAAAGAGAAGCCAAAAGGACAGAGGCGUGAAAGCGGAGAUUAGUCAAAUUCUAAACUAAAAUCUCCAAAACUUCAAAAUUGUGCAUUUUGUUUGUUGAAUUAACAGGUAUCAAAUUGAUUAAGCCAAAAAUACAGAAGAUUGUUUGUUGAAUUUUCAGGCCCGGGGGAUGGAAGCAUUGCAGAUAUCUCCUACCGAGCCGCGGGGGAGUCCGGGGAAGGAACAGCAGGCUGCAGGAGUUGGUAUUCUUCUCCAGAUCAUGAUGCUUGUUCUCUCCUUUGUCCUCGGCCACGUCCUUCGCCGUCACCGGUUCUAUUACCUCCCCGAAGCAAGUGCUUCUCUUUUGAUCGGUUUGAUUGUUGGCGGGCUGGCUAAUAUCUCCAAUACAGAAACUAAUAUUAGGGCAUGGUUUAACUUCCACGAGGAAUUUUUCUUGUUGUUUUUGUUGCCACCGAUCAUAUUUCAGUCAGGAUUCAGUCUACAACCUAAACCAUUCUUUUCAAACUUUGGCGCCAUUAUCACUUUUGCAAUUCUGGGAACUUUUAUUGCUUCUGUUGUCACUGGCAUAUUGGUUUACCUUGGUGGCGUGAUGUUUCUCAUGUACAAACUUCCAUUUGUCGAAUGUCUGAUGUUCGGUGCUCUCAUAUCAGCUACUGAUCCUGUCACUGUUUUGUCUAUAUUUCAGGAGCUUGGUACAGACGUGAAUCUUUAUGCUUUGGUAUUCGGGGAAUCUGUUUUAAAUGAUGCAAUGGCAAUUUCCUUGUAUAGGACAAUGUCAUUGGUGAGGAGCAAUAUGUCCUCUGGACAAAAUUUUCUCAUGAUCAUUGUCAGAUUUCUUGAGACCUUUGUUGGCUCAAUGUCAGCAGGGGUUGGAGUUGGAUUUACAUCUGCUUUGCUUUUCAAGUAUGCUGGCUUGGACAUUGACAAUCUUCAGAACUUGGAAUGCUGUUUGUUUGUCCUUUUUCCAUAUUUCUCGUAUAUGCUAGCAGAAGGGCUUGGUCUCUCCGGUAUAGUAUCCAUAUUGUUCACUGGAAUAGUCAUGAAGCACUAUUCAUAUUCAAAUUUGUCUGACAAUUCUCAAAAAUUUGUAUCUGCAUUUUUCCAUCUAAUAUCGUCAUUGGCUGAGACAUUUGUAUUUAUAUACAUGGGAUUUGAUAUUGCCAUGGAACAGCAUAGCUGGUCCCAUGUCGGAUUUAUCUUUUUCUCAAUUUUGUUCAUUGGAAUUGCUAGAGCUGCAAAUGUGUUUUCUUGUGGCUACUUGGUGAAUAUGUUUAGGCCUGUGCAUCGUCAAAUACCACCGAAACAUCAGAAAGCACUUUGGUACAGUGGACUUCGAGGGGCUAUGGCAUUUGCUCUUGCGCUGCAAUCAGUCCAUGAUCUUCCAGAAGGGCAUGGUCAAACUAUUUUCACUGCCACCACAGCAAUAGUUGUUUUGACGGUCUUGCUGAUAGGAGGAUCAACAGGUACCAUGCUAGAAGCUUUACAAGUUGUCGGUGAUGGUCAUGACAACUCAUUGAGUGAAAGGUUUGAGGGGAACAAUGGCUAUGUAGUUCCUUCAUAUGAAGGAGAAGAAUCAUCAUCUGGGAACAGAUUCAAGAUGAGACUUAAAGAAUUUCACAAAAGCACCACGUCAUUUACAGCACUAGAUAGGAACUACCUCACUCCGUUCUUUACAACUCAAAGUGGAGAGGACGAUGAGAAUGAUGAGCUUUUUCACGACCCCAGAAGAGGGAAUUUUUGAAGCCAUGACUGAACUCCCAACUAAUCAUUGAUUGAAUUGUCUUAUGUACCACCAAUUUGCCAUAAUAUGUGAACAUCUUCGUCUUUAGGAGCAUACCUCUAUACGAUCGCUGGCUCUAUGAUUUAGUAUGGAAACAGGAAGUCAAAAUAGGUUGAUCUAUUUCAAUCAGAACAACCUAGUUUCUGCACAUGGUGUGUGAAGUGCUCUGUACUGGCAAAUGAGAUUUAUCGAGUGGCUGUACAUGUUCAAUAUGUUACGUCAUUCCUGAUUUUGCUUCACUUUGAGCCAAAUUAACUAUUCUCAUUCGUUU
Messenger RNA from Olea europaea var. sylvestris, 2078 nucleotides. RefSeq names its product sodium/hydrogen exchanger 6-like. NCBI's taxonomy places the organism in Eukaryota, Viridiplantae, Streptophyta, Magnoliopsida, Lamiales, Oleaceae. The transcript has 22 exons. The record is from RefSeq and is a predicted model, not a curated record. Gene Ontology annotation, biological process: regulation of pH; sodium ion transport; proton transmembrane transport. Gene Ontology annotation, cellular component: membrane; endosome. Gene Ontology annotation, molecular function: sodium:proton antiporter activity. The coding region runs from base 197 to 1768 and encodes 523 amino acids.